Molecule: messenger RNA, 1213 nt
Organism: Exophiala mesophila
Lineage: Eukaryota; Fungi; Ascomycota; Eurotiomycetes; Chaetothyriales; Herpotrichiellaceae
Exons: 3
Coding region: 1-1047 (348 amino acids)
Source: RefSeq, a predicted model, not a curated record
AUGAGUCAAUCACAGGCAGACUUUCUGCCCCAUGACAACGCAGUAGCAGAGAUCUAUCAAGUCAACAUCUCCUUCAUCGCUGUCACGUCUGUGGUGAUUGGAUUGCGUCUUGCAGUCCGCGUCUUUGCCGUCAAGCAUGUCGCAGUAGAUGACUAUCUCAUGGUGGGGGCGGGGCUCUUUUCCACCGCCUUUUCUGUCAUGGUCAUUGUCGGAAUACGCUAUGGCCUAGGUCGACAUAUCUAUGACCUACCACAGGACCUGCAGUUGGUAGACAGGACCAAAAAGGUGAUUCAGACGUUAUGGACAUGCCAGAUCAUGUAUGCCACCGCUCUCAUGCUGGUGAAGAUAUCCAUUGUCACAUCAUACCUGCGUGUCUUCCCCACCGUCACGUUUCGAAGGAUCAUGUACGCUCUCAGCGCCGCCAUCGUGGCCGUCUGGAUUUGCAGUAUACUGGUCACCAUUUUCCAAUGCAAUCCAGUCCGUGGAGCUUGGGACUUUAACUUGACACGUACCUGUCUACCGAUCGUCAAGUUCUUCUACUUCACCACUGCCUUUUCCAUCUUCACAGACUUUCUUCUCUGUACCUUACCGUUGCCCGUGUUCUGGAGACUCAAGCUCCCACCCAGGCAAAAGUAUAUUGUGUCAAUCCUGUUCGGCGUUGGUCUAUUCGCUACUGUGGCAUCAGCUCUUCGGAUCUCCGUCCUUCCAGCGGUGAACGAUCUCGAUGUCACCAUGGGAUCAGUAUCCACCAUCAAAUGGUCGGUGGUGGAGAUUGGAACAGGCAUCGUCUGCGCUUGCAUUCCAUGCCUGAAACCGCUCUUUAAGAGGUUCUUAGUCGAGAAAAGCCCCAGUGAGAGGUCAGCUGGCGGUCGAUCAGAUACCACUGCCCCUUACACGCCAAAGACUGCUUUCAGUGAGGAGAGUCAUGAGCUUGUCCAACCCCAAACCAAUCAAACAAACCAUACAGAGGAGGGAUGGUCAGCUUGGAGUCGACAUGACGCACGAACAAAGGCAAAUUCGGUCGCAAUGACCAGGAACUUCAUCUGACAGACUCGACUGAGGCUUUUUCUGAGCAGAUUCUGCUACUAGACUUUUAUUUGCGCAAGCGACCAAACGAACGACAGUCUAGACCUGUACAGCUGAUCGCCUGGAAAUCUGGUGCUCAAUGUUCGUCCUCCUGGUGCUGGAGGCGGAGAUCUCGGACGAAUUGCAU